This is a messenger RNA of Seriola dumerili (greater amberjack), 2347 nucleotides long. RefSeq names its product repulsive guidance molecule A-like (gene rgmd). The transcript has 3 exons. Gene Ontology annotation, molecular function: coreceptor activity. Gene Ontology annotation, cellular component: plasma membrane. The record is from RefSeq and is a predicted model, not a curated record. Gene Ontology annotation, biological process: BMP signaling pathway. The coding region runs from base 89 to 1393 and encodes 434 amino acids. Lineage: Eukaryota; Metazoa; Chordata; Actinopteri; Carangiformes; Carangidae.
AAAGAAGACGAAUUUUUGUCUGAUUUCCCGCAGCCACAGCGUCGAUGAGAAGCAGUCGAGGAACUCCAUUCUAACUGAAUGGAUUGGUAUGGGGAGAAGCGGACCUCAAAUCACGGCUAAGCGGCAGCUUUGGGACUGUGUAACGUUGACGAUGGUUUUACUUUCGCUGCUGUUUCGACCAGCUCACUGCCAGCAGUGUCGAAUUCAGCGCUGCAAUGCCGAGUACGUGGCUUCUACCUCACCCUCUAGUGGUCUGCAGGAGGACGUGGCUCUGGAUGUGGACUACUGCAUCGCCCUGAGGGCCUACGCCCUGUGCACCCGGCGGCAGGCACGCAGCUGUAGGGGUGACUUGGUUUACCACUCAGCUGUCUUUCGCAUUAAGGAGUUAUUCUCUCAGCAUAACUGCUCCAGCGACGGGCCCACCUCCUCCGCCAAGGUGCCCAGCACGUCUCGGCCGGCUGUGUCGGAGCUGUGCGACUAUGAGAAUCGGGUCCUCAUGUCUGGCUCAGCGGGUCAGCAGAAGAAAUACGCCCACUGUGGAUUAUUUGGAGACCCGCACCUACGGACUUUCCGAGACGAGUUUCAGACCUGUAAGGUGGAAGGGGCGUGGCCUCUGAUUGAUAACCGCUUCCUGUCGGUGCAGGUGACCAAUGUGCCUGUUGUCCUCGGCUCGAGCGCCACGGCAACCAGCAAGAUCACAGUGAUCUUCAAGUCCUAUCACGGCUGUACAGAUCAGAAGGUGUACCAGGCCACCACUGAGGAUCUGCCGUUGGCUUUUCAGGAUGGGACUCGCAGCGGUGGUGAGAGCGGCAGCCUGACCAUUGACGAGCGUGGUGGCUCUGGAGUGGGCCGGCAGGUGAAGAUUCAGGCCCGUUACAUCGGCACUUCCAUCAUCAUCCGGCGCGUUGGCAGCUACCUGACCUUUGCCAUCCGCAUGCCGGAGGACAACCUGGACUUUUCGGAGGACAACGGGGGUCUGCAGCUCUGCCUGCACGGCUGCCCGCGCAAUGAGCUCAUCAAAGAGCACACACUGGCCCGGCAGAGCCAGCAGCCCCGCCUGCAGGGCACCAACACAGAACUGGGCCCUCUGCGGCCUCCUCACCAGGUCUACACGGUGGAGCGGGCCACGGCCAAGUGUAGAGAGACUCUGCAGGUGGAAGAUGUGUACUUUCAGUCCUGUGUGUUUGACUUGCUGACCACAGGAGACCCUGAGUUCUCUAUGGCAGCCUAUGGCGCUCUGGAGGAUUUAAAGGCUCUGCCGCCCAGUAAACUGAAGCAGAACUCCCCGAGGACUCCUCAUUUUUACAACAGAGGGGUGUCACACACGUCGACAGCAGCAGCGGCCAACAGUCCCCUGCUCUCACUCAUACUCCUCAUUCUGCUGCUUUUGUAAAAAAAAAAAUAAAUGAAUAUUAAUGAUUUUAAAAAAGGAGAAACAUGGAAGCAAACAAAACGUGGAAGCAUUACCAGCUUGAGGAAAGAGUGACUAGAGCUCAGACAUGUAUUUGUUUUUGUUUUGUUUUUCUUGGAAAUUUUGAAUGUUUUCUGUUUUUGUCAUUUGAAGGAUUUCACACUCAUGAAAGAUGACGUUUGUUCCCACUUUACAUUAUCUGUGGAUUUAUACGUGGAUCCCAUCAUCUGAAGUAAAACAGAUUCACAUACAGUCAUGUGGUUUGAGGUCAAAUACAAUGUGUUCACCAUUUUCACACUCUCACUAUUAAUUGGUUUACAUCAGUAUUUUAAAAGGUAAAACUCAUAAUCGUGUGUGCUGACCUCCAUGGGGCUUUUUUUUGUAAAUAUUUCAUUUUUACUGAGAAAAUGCACAACCUCCAAACACUCCACCAUGUAUGGAGCUGCUUAAAUGUCAUAAACUCAAAGUUGUUUUUUAUAUGGCUUCUAGAUCCUGUAUAAUCCAGUAACAUCACUAGCACUUACAGGUUUUAACAGCAAGUUGUGUGUAUUUAAAUGUUGUUUCUUUGUCUAUUUCUGAAAUCGACAUGUUAAAUACACAGGAUCCAACAACUGUAUGUAAAAACUACCUAUCCAUAAUAUAUGAUGUGUCAGUGUGAUAUUCUCAGCAGUUUCUCAUCUUCUGUGAAACACUCCUCUUCAAGCUGUUUGGCUUCCAGUUUUAAAGGUAAAAAAAAAACAACAAAUCUUUAUAUAAUAAUAUAUUAAAAGAGUGUAUAUAUGUGUUUUAUAUUGUGUACAUUUGCCCGUGUAUAGAUGUUUUAACUGUAAUAUGUUUUACAUUUGUUGUGUUUAGUAGGUUAUUUUGAGACAUUGUAAGAAACGUAAACUAAUAUGUUUGUGUUGUAUGUGUCAUUUUCUGUAUUAAAGUGUUGGA